This is a messenger RNA of Paramuricea clavata, 2881 nucleotides long. Lineage: Eukaryota; Metazoa; Cnidaria; Anthozoa; Malacalcyonacea; Plexauridae. The record is from the annotation of a GenBank genome assembly.
AUGGUUCGUGGUGGUCCAGCGAACAGAGCUGUCAAAAGAGCUAAAGUAUUUGCUCUUGCCAAGGUAGAAUUUGUUACAUACGAUGUUAUUCUUAAUUUGUACAGUAUAUAAAUAGGUCUAUUAAAUCCCUAGGGGGUUGGGUGGGGCGGGGGCAAAGUCCCACAGUGUUUAGCAGUUAUUGGAACGACCCACUCACCCCUAUCUUGAGCAUUUUGCAGUAUGGGUGGGUUUUCCUAACUGUUAUUACAGUGAUAAAAUAAAUUAUGCUUCAAAGGCACAUGCAUUUUCAUUUUGUAAUACAAAAGAUCUGUUUAGGGCCAUUCCAUUUAAUAUACACACACCCCUAUGGACGAGAAUUUCUGAGGGGGGGUUGAAAAAGCCGUUUCUGACGGGUUGUGUGCAUCGGCAUCCUUUGAUCUUUGCAUUUUUUCUGAGGGGUAAGGCAAAAAUUUCUUAAUUUCUGAGGGGUGUUUGUGUCGGCACUUUGAUCUUUUUUUCUUAGGGAUUCAAAUUUUAUUGACCUCGUCCGUAGGGGUGUGUGUACAUUAAAUGGAAUGGCCCUUACAGGGUGUGAUAAUUCGAGAUUUGUAGUCGGUACCCGACUGGUACUCCAAUGAUUUUUGCCGCAUACUUGAGCUGGUACAAACUUAAUACCCAAGGUGUACUUAGUCUUUCAAAUAACAUACAUAAAGUACAGAUUUCUAUUAAAAAAGUAUUCAUUCAGUAACCUGAAACUACAAGUCAGAAUGAGAAAGAUGACAAUUACAUACACAAACACUAGAAUUGGCUCAAAAAUUCCUUAGUCCCACCAGUCCAGUCAUGUCUCAUGCCAAGUCAUGUCAGACGUACCUAUAUACCAUUACGUGCACGGUUUUGAACAGGGACGCCGGAACUGGGGGGGCAGGGGGGGGCGGCUGCCCCCCUUGCCUUUUGCUAGGGGGGGCAGGGGGGGCAGAAGUGCCCUUUUAGUUGUAAAAAAAUAUGUGAUAAAUCACAUUUCCAACGAUGCUUUUUGUAGGAAAAUCACGAGAUUCAGGUCAUUUAUAGUUGAUAUUUAUAAAAAUUUUGGGAAAGUUUUGGAAUUUAGAAAAAUAUUUUGAAGAAGAUAUCCGGAAAAAUUUUUGGCUUCACGGAAAAUUUUUGUAUGUCCGGAAAAAAUUUUUGACCCCUAAAAUGGUACACUGACCGAAAUUUUUUUGGUGACAGGGGGGGGGGGAAGUCGCCAAAAAAUUUGUAGUGAAAAAAAAAUUUUCAGUAAAGGUGCCCUUGGUGUGCGUCCGCCCCCCUUUGCCCUAUUAUCGUUCCGGCGUCCCUGGUUUUGAAUACCUUGGGCUUGGUAAGGUACUGUGGUACCAGCAAAACAAAAUGCAAGUAUGCAGAUAGCAAGAGUUCCUUGUACCUACGUUGUACUUGGUUGGAAACAAAGAAGUAUCAGACCGUAAUAUUGGUAUACCUCCAGUACGUAAGUACGCGAUUUAUCACCCCCCCCCCCGCUGUUUACACUACGCAGUCUACGCUCAAUUUUGGCAUGGAUAAAACUGGUCCCUGUCCCAAAAUGCAAGGUUCAGCUCAGAUAAGUUUGUCAGUGUAAACACUUCACCUGUGCUACUUUUCAUCUGAGCUGAACCAAAAAUUUGAUCCAUGCCUUGCCAAAAAUUGAGCAUAGUGUAAACAGGCCUUUAGUUGAAUUAUCUUGCCCUUACAUGUAUCAACAGUUACAAAUACAAAGUUGACCACCAUCUGCCGCCUGUAACGCUUACUGAAACCACCUAUAGACAUUAACAUGAAGAAAUGUAAGAGAAUUUUCAACUAAUAUAUCUCUGUAUGCCAUUUUUAAACACAGUCAUUUGGUGCAAAAGGUCGGUCAAAGAAUGUAUACAGCUUGGCAGUACGGAUGGUGCAAAAAUCAUUGCAGAGGCAGUAUGUUGCAAGAAAGACAACAAAACGUGACAUGCGUUCUGUAUGUGUUCACUGUUAUUCUAUAAUCCAGUGCCAUAAUUGAGAACUGUUCAUUUAGCACUUAUCCUAAUAUAUUUCAACUUGUAUUUAGCUGUGGAUCACCCGCAUCAAUAUUGCAGCAAGAGAACACCAUGUUCCUUACAGUGUGUUUAUGAAUCAAUUGACCAAGGUUAAUAAAAAUAAUAUUAAAAACAAUUAUUAAAACAGGGUCUGAAAUUUUUUUCAGUACCGUAGCCCACUGGGAUACCACGAUUCAGAGUUUAUUUAAUUAGUAUUUACUCAGCCUGUUAUUAUAUGAAUUAUAGAACAACAUUCAAUUGAAUAGAAAAAUGUUGUCAGAGUUGGCCAUCCAUGAACCAAGGACAUUUAAGGUAGCUGGAGAUUCUUUAAGCUAGCUAUUUUAUAGUAUUCCUACAUGUAACUAAGCCAAUGGACCUAAUGCCCCUUAUAACUAAAAUUUUUAUCUAGACAAGUAUAGACAAAAAUUUCAUCACAGCUUGAAAGAGCAUCGCAAAAUUAGUAAUAUUCUAAAGUUUUGUUGCGAAAUGUUGUAAAAUGCGGAUAAUAUAUAUAGUCUUGCGAAGUUUGCCGAUUUUCAUUCAUUUUGUAUUACGCAUGGGGAAUUGUGUUGGGGUAUCAAUUUCCCGUUUGUAAUACAAAAUUACUGAAAAUUGCAAAUUUCGCAGGGCCACAUAUAUUAUCCACAUUUUACAACAUUUCGCAACGAAACUUCGGAAUAUUACUAAUUUUGUGAUGCUCUUUCAAGCUGUGAUGAAAUUUUUGUCUAGACUUGUCAACAUCAAAAUUUUAGUUAUAAGGUUAAAGGUCCAUUGUCGUACUAUAUAUACAUUUAUAUUUGUAGGCAUUUGCAGAUUUUGCAAGAGAACAACAUAAGCAAGGUUUGAGGGCUGCUUUAAAGUGA